AUGGCUACUCCCCAGGCACACCACCUUUUCCAUGCCCCAAUUGCCGACCACUCAUUCUCCGCUGACCGACGAACCGUUGCAGUCGCCCGUGACAACAAUGUGGAGCUCUACCAGUCGUCAGGCAGCAAGUUCACGCUGAGCGAUGAGCUCAAGGGCCAUGAGAAGACGGUUACGAGUGUUGACAUUGCUCCGGGCAGCGGCCGAAUUGUCACUUGCUCGCAAGACCGCAAUGCUUACGUCUGGGAAAAGACUCCCACGGGCUGGAAGCCGACUCUCGUCCUUCUCCGAAUCAACCGUGCUGCCACGUUUGUCCGGUGGUCUCCCUCGGAACAGAAAUUUGCCGUUGGCUCUGGAGCCCGUGUGAUUGCUGUUUGCUACUUUGAAGAAGAGAAUGAUUGGUGGAUCUCGAAGCAUUUGAAGAAACCCAUUCGGAGUACGAUUACAACCCUCGCAUGGCACCCCAACUCUGUCCUGCUAGCAGCAGGCUCUACCGACUCGCACGCCCGUGUUUUCUCUAGUUUCAUCAAGGGAACCGAUGCCCGCCCUGAGCCUAGUGCCUGGGGAGAGCGUCUCCCCUUCAACACGAUCUGCGGUGAAUUUUUGAACGAUAGUGCGGGCUGGAUUCAGGGUGUCAGCUUCUCUCCCAGUGGCGAUGCUUUGGCUUUCACUGGUCAUGACAGCAGUGUCACAGUCGUGUACCCUAGCGCACCGGAGCAGCCUCCUCGGGCCAUGCUGAACAUUUCUACCCGCCUUUUGCCGCUCAACAGUCUCAUUUGGAAUGGAGAGAAUGAGAUCAUUGCUGCUGGUCAUGACUGUGAACCAUACCGCUUCCAGGGAGACGAGAAUGGGUGGCGGCUUACUGGAUCUUUGGAAAGCAAGGCCGGUGCCGGUGCUGGGGCCGCCCGAGAGGAAUCUGCGCUCAAUAUGUUCCGGCAGAUGGAUCUCAAGGGUCAGACCACCGUCAACACUAAGCUCAAAACUACUCACCAGAACACCAUCAACACCAUCCGGCCCUAUGAAGAAGCCAAUGGACAAGUCAAGUCGUUCAGCACUAGCGGAGUCGACGGCCGAGUUGUAAUCUGGACCCUGUAA
Penicillium chermesinum is the source of this 1092-nucleotide messenger RNA. Its product is annotated as WD40 repeat domain-containing protein. NCBI's taxonomy places the organism in Eukaryota, Fungi, Ascomycota, Eurotiomycetes, Eurotiales, Aspergillaceae. Gene Ontology annotation, molecular function: actin filament binding. The transcript has 4 exons. The record is from RefSeq and is a predicted model, not a curated record. Gene Ontology annotation, biological process: Arp2/3 complex-mediated actin nucleation. The coding region runs from base 1 to 1092 and encodes 363 amino acids. Gene Ontology annotation, cellular component: Arp2/3 protein complex; actin cytoskeleton.